GAUAUUUAACUUCCCUCCCCGUCGUCUCUUCCCACUCAAAUCUUUCAAGGAUCGGAUUCGAAGCCCCGUAUGCCUAUGGCUGCCCUGCUCCUUAACCUCCUCCUUCUCGUGGUCAAAGCCGCCGCCAUCAAGGUCGCCACUCCCUGCGCCAUCCCUCCUGACGACGGCUCCACCGUCCACAUCCUCCACGCCUUCGGUCCCUGCUCCCCUCUCGGCGCCGUCCCUUUCACCUCGUGGGAGGACACCAUAAUGGAUCUCCUCUCCCGCGACGCCUCCCGCCUGCUCUACCUCUCCUCUCUCGCCGCCUCCGCCGGCCGCUCCUUCGUCCCCCUCUCCCCCGGCCGCCAGCUCCUCCAGAUCCCGAACUACGUCGUCCGCGCCAAGGUUGGCUCCCCGCCCCAGUCGCUCCUCGUCGCCCUCGACAACAGCAACGACGCUGCGUGGUUCCCCUGCGCCGGGUGUGUCGGUUGUCCCUCCGCCUCCUCCUCCUUCGCCACCGCCCGCUCCUCCAGCUACCGCCCCCUCCCCUGUGGCUCCCCGCAGUGCAGGCAGGUCCCCAACCCCUCCUGCUUCGCCGGCGCUUCCUCUUGCGCCUUCAACCUCACCUACGGCAGCUCCUCCAUCCAGGCAGGCCUCGUACAGGACUCUCUCGCCCUCGCCGCCGACGUCGUGCCAUUCUACACCUUCGGGUGCCUCCAGAAAGUCACAGGCGGCAACUCUGUUCCACCGCAGGGGUUGCUCGGCCUCGGCCGCGGCCCCCUCUCCUUCUUGUCCCAAACAAAGAGCCUCUAUGAUUCCACCUUCUCCUACUGCCUCCCCAGCUUCAAGUCCCUCAACUUCACCGGCACGCUCCGGCUCGGCCCCGUCGGCCAGCCGAAGCACAUCAAGACCACGCCUCUGUUCUCCAACCCCCGCCGUUCCUCGCUCUACUACGUCAAUAUGGUCGGCGUCCGCGUAGGGCGGAAGGUGGUCGACAUUCCCCCCUCCGCGCUGGCCUUCGACCCGGCCACCGGCGCCGGCACCAUAGUCGAUUCCGGGACCAUGUUCACGCGCCUAGUUACGCCGGCGUACAACGCUGUGCGGGACGAGUUUCGUCGGCGGGUGAAGGCGUCUGGACCGGUGACAACGCUCGGAGGCUUCGACACGUGCUACGACGGGCCAAUGGUGGCGCCGGCCAUCACGCUGAUGUUCGCCGGGAUGAACGUGACGCUGCCGCCGGAGAAUGUGAUGAUCCACAGCACGGCAGGGUCGGUCUCCUGCCUCGCCAUGGCUGCGUCGCCGGACAACACGAACUCAAUGAUCAACGUGGUGGCGAAUAUGCAGCAGCAGAACCACAGGGUGCUCUUCGACGUCCCCAACGGCAGGAUCGGCUUCGCCCGUGAGCCCUGCAGCGGCGUAGUCUGAGCGACGUAGCUCUUAGUCUCGAUCAAGAACAUCAACCGCAAUUAGUAUCGUUGAUUUUUUUUUUUUAUCCAGUCAUGUGGGAUCGCUGUCAUGUUGAUUCCAUUCUCUUUCUCUACACUUCUAUCGAUCUUCCAGCUUGUUGACAGUUGACUUGUAGCAUGAUCACGCUUAGUUUAUGAUCGCCCAAUGGAAGGAAAAAUGUCAUGGCAAGCGUCAAA
Molecule: messenger RNA, 1622 nt
Organism: Zingiber officinale
Lineage: Eukaryota; Viridiplantae; Streptophyta; Magnoliopsida; Zingiberales; Zingiberaceae
Product: aspartyl protease AED3-like
Exons: 1
Coding region: 70-1404 (444 amino acids)
Biological process (GO): proteolysis
Molecular function (GO): aspartic-type endopeptidase activity
Source: RefSeq, a predicted model, not a curated record